AUGAGGAACGAUCGGCUACGCGAGGAUAACGCGGAAUCGGAACGCAUACGCAACCGUCAGGAUCCUGAAUAUAUGGACUUCACUCCUCUGGUAGUCCUCCAGGAGAGAUUAAACGACCUCGAGACGAAUUACGGUGCCCAGAACCGAAACGAUGCCAAUGUCCUCUCGCCCAGGGUCGCCAGAGUUGCCCCCAUGCCAACAGGGUCAGACGUCAUGCGCCUCCCAUCGAUUAGCUACCAGGCCUCCGCAACCUUCGACAUCUCGGCGCUCCAACUCCCGAACCCCACCGAGACCACGUUCUCCAACGCCGCCGCCGCAGUGGCUGCUGCGGCCCCCGUCGCCGCGGCAUCCGGCGCAGCAGGAUCUGCCUUACGCGUCGCCACCAACUCCGCCUCAUACUCCACCUCGCCCUCUAACACCACCACAUACGCCUCCUCGCCGAUCAGAUACACAGCCCCGCAACCUUCCUUAUACUGCGUAGCCACCACGUCCAGAAACAUGUACCACGGCUCCGGAUCUACCUACAACUCCGACACCGACUCCGCCACCGACUCCGCCGCCAGCACCGAAACCGUCACCGCCAGCGAUCACGACUAUGACGAGAUCCCGCCGUUCCGUCGCCGGGCACUCGCACUCGACUUAAAUAACGACACCGCCGCGGCCAUCGUGGCCUCCGCGCUCGUGCGUCGCCGUGCUCUAGAUGAGGAUGAAGACGAGGACAUGGAUGAGGACACCGCGCCACGCAAGAAGGCCAAGCGGUCGAAUGACAGCGACGACGAAACCGGCAACGGCGUCGGUGGGAACGGUGGUGACACCGAUAUGAUGGAAUACUAG
Macrosiphum euphorbiae (potato aphid) is the source of this 834-nucleotide messenger RNA. The record is from the annotation of a GenBank genome assembly. Lineage: Eukaryota; Metazoa; Arthropoda; Insecta; Hemiptera; Aphididae.